Molecule: messenger RNA, 598 nt
Organism: Sorghum bicolor (sorghum)
Lineage: Eukaryota; Viridiplantae; Streptophyta; Magnoliopsida; Poales; Poaceae
Product: auxin-responsive protein SAUR71-like
Exons: 1
Coding region: 125-466 (113 amino acids)
Biological process (GO): response to auxin
Source: RefSeq, a predicted model, not a curated record
CUCCUCGCACGCACUCUCUGCCACAUUGUGCGCAAGCAAACUGAACCCCAAACGGGAGCCGGCGAGCCGCCUACCUGCCGCCACUCCGAUCCGGCCGUUUCCCUCGUGGCCAGCUCUCGUGGGGAUGAGGCAGCUGGCCCGGCGGCUCUCUCGCGUAGCGGACUCCUCGGCGUCGUCGCCAGCGGAGGAGGAGCGGCGGGGUGGUGUCAACAAGGCUCCGCGCGCGUACGCCGCGGCGGCGGCGGAGACGGUGCCCGAGGGCCACGUGCCGGUGCACGUCGGGGAGGUGUCGGACGGCGAGGUGGAGCGCUUCCUCGUGCGGGCUGAGCUGCUGGGCCGCCCGGCGCUGGCGCACCUCCUGGGCCGCGCUGCCCUGGAGUAUGGGUACGACCACCAUGGCCCGCUCAGGAUCCCGUGCUCUCCCGCCGCCUUCCGCCGGGCUCUCGCGAGCCUUGAGGAGCCUUGACAGCGCUGCCCACGGCUAGGCUAGACGAGACUACGAGAGUGACCGAAAGACGCAUCGACAUCGUGCUCCCCCUUUGCAUGGAACACAGCAGUGGCUUGGGCAGUAUUUGAGCUCCCUUUCUUCUUCUUCUUA